Molecule: messenger RNA, 4467 nt
Organism: Falco peregrinus (peregrine falcon)
Lineage: Eukaryota; Metazoa; Chordata; Aves; Falconiformes; Falconidae
Gene: SLC25A37
Product: solute carrier family 25 member 37
Exons: 4
Coding region: 773-1597 (274 amino acids)
Biological process (GO): iron import into the mitochondrion
Cellular component (GO): mitochondrial membrane
Molecular function (GO): ferrous iron transmembrane transporter activity
Source: RefSeq, a predicted model, not a curated record
AAGCAUAGCUGGGAUGAGAGGGAGCUGAACCUGUUUUCAGCUCUGUCCCCCUUGCAUUGCAGUGGCCGCCCGGGAGAUCUCGGUGUGGGUCGCUCCUGGGGCUGUUUGUCUCCCUGGUUUUAAUGAAAGGUCUGAGCUUGUGGACCUGCCGGCGAUGCAAAGCGCAGUGCGUGGGCUAGGUGGGUGCAGCACACGCUUACCGCCCGCUCAGGGGUACGGUCCGAGCGUUUGGACCCCUCUGGAGUGGCUCAGGUGGUCAGCAGAAAAAUAAAAAUGGAUAGUUAUCCGUUCUGAUGCGAGAGCAGCUCGGUCGGGACGGGGAUACUCGGGGUUAGCUUCCAGUAGCACAGCACCACCCGCUUCGCUCCUGCACAUGCCAGGCUGGCAGUUUAUUGCUUUACAGGAGCACUUAUCCCUGAUUACCUUUCUGAUGAGAUGCUGCUGCUGCCUGCUUAAAUUAUACCAUCUGCUUCGAAGGCAUCCCGGUGAUAGAGCGGGGUGAGAUCGGGAUCUCCAAGGGUCAGCCCCGGAGGCUGAAGCAAUGCCUUCAAGUUAAAACUAGCAGAGCAAAAAAAGAAAAACAACCGACCAAAACCCCAGCUGGAUGCGACCAGCUCGGCGGCAGUGGGUCAUGCUGAGUCACGCUGACGGUGGAGCGGCUGCCGGGAGUUUCUCCAGGGCAUCGUGAAAUCCAGCCCUUCCUGAUGAGCAUCUGCAGGACGGGAAGGUGCAGAGACCCUUGGUGGGGUUGCAGGACCCUUACAGCCACUCGAUGACGGCAGAGAGCCAGACGAGGAUGCAGAGCUUGCAGCCGGACCCCAAAGCCCAGUACAGGAGCGUGUACGAAGCUCUGAAGAAGAUUGUCCUUACAGAGGGUUUCUGGAGGCCUUUACGUGGGAUUAAUGUCACCGUGCUGGGGGCUGGCCCUGCCCACGCCAUGUACUUUGCCUGCUAUGAGAAAAUGAAAAAGUCUCUGAGUGAUACUAUCCAGCAUGGAGGGAACAGCCACUUGGCCAAUGGGAUAGCAGGGAGCGUGGCCACGCUGCUCCACGACGCAGUGAUGAAUCCCGCUGAAGUGGUGAAGCAGCGGAUGCAGAUGUUCAACUCCCCCUACAAGUCCGUCCUGGUGUGCGUGAGGACAGUGCAGAAGGUGGAGGGGUUCGGUGCCUUCUACCGCAGCUACACCACCCAGCUCACCAUGAACGUCCCCUUCCAGGCCAUUCACUUCAUCACCUACGAAUUCAUGCAGGAGCAGAUCAACCCGCGCCGGGAGUAUAACCCUCGCUCCCACAUCGUCUCCGGUGCUGUGGCGGGGGCGGUGGCUGCCGCUGCCACCACUCCUCUGGAUGUCUGCAAGACCUUGCUCAACACCCAGGAGAACAUGGCCUUGAGCUCUGUGAACAUCAGCGGGCAUCUCUCGGGCAUGGUGAACGCCUUCAAGACUGUCUAUCAGCUGGGGGGCGUUUCGGGGUAUUUCAGGGGGGUGCAGGCACGUGUCAUUUACCAGAUGCCUUCGACGGCCAUCGCCUGGUCGGUGUAUGAAUUCUUCAAGUACUUUCUCACCAAGCACAAGCUGGAAAAAAGAACCUCCUUGUGAAGGACUGCCUGAGUGUGAGCGCCAGCCCCCAUGUCCCACCCCCCGUGUCCCCACCUGCCAGCCCUGGGUCUCCGCUAGGGAACAAGCCAGCUUUCUGGUGGAGUCACAGCUGACCUCCACUUCUCCCUCCCCAGGGGUUAAAGUGGUCCUCGGCCACCUGUUCCCCUCCUCGCUUAAACCAUAAGAUAGUUUAUAAAGACUUAUAAUAAUAUAUAUAUUUAAUAACUUUAUUUUGGAGAAGUGAAUCUGCUAACUGAUAUUUUUCUCUGAAUAAGUUUGAAGAUGUAGUUUACUCCUCACCAGGCAGCUUAGGUUAUAUAGCCUAGGCUGUUUGGUUUUUUGGUUGUUUUUUUUUUUUUAUGGCAAAGAAGCAAAAUAUCCUGUCACAGAACUUUUUAUAUAAAUAUAAAAUAGAUGGAUAAUGUUUAUCCUUUAUUUUUCUAUGUAGGCAUUUGGAUUGUUUUUUUAAAAUACUAUUACAGCUAGAUGCUAAGCUGUUUAAAAAGGGCAAAAUUCUUCCAUCCUGUGUAAGGAGGACACAAAAGCAUUUAUUUUUAUAGCCAGAUUGGCUUUAAUGAUACAGCAUUUAGCCUCCGAACGGUGACCAGGAUUCUCAUGUGGGUGUCAAAGGUACUUGGUGGCCCUUUGAGACUUGCUGGGAUGGAGGGGAGAAGGAACGGGAGCUGCAGGGCACCAAGGAGGGGCACCCCAAAGUACCUGGUUACUUUGCAGGAGAGGGGGAAACUAACAAUUUCAUUUUUUACAAGGAGACUCUUAAAAAAAAAAAAAUUAGAUUGUAAAGAAUAGUGUGGGGGGGGGUUUGCAAACAAUUUUUUUUAAAGGUACAUUUUUAUGGUGUGUGAUCGCUGAACAGCCUUCAUCCUCCCUUAAUUUAUUCAUACUUGUUUCUCACGAAGGCCCUGAUCCCACCACCGUGCGCAUCUCUCCAGCUGGUGGGGUCGAAGUGGGGUGCAGGGAGUCACUCAGAGUCGCAAGGGUCGCAUCCUGGCAGCACCAGACCAGCAGCAGGCAGCGACAGCCUUGGGCAAGGCUUACCUGCAGAGGGAAAGCCACCUCCCAGCCCGUGUUUGACAAUAAGCUGCUGCUCAUCAAGAGAGGGGAGGAAAAAAAACCCCAACUAACCUAGAGAGGCUCCUAAAAAUUUGGCUUCGCUGCUGUAGGAUGCUGAGCUCCGUGGUGGCCAGCAAAGCUGUGCCUGCUGGGGCAGGGUGACAGCCUUGCUCCGUGCCCUGCUCCUUGGAAAUGGCUCUUCCAAACCAAAACCCCAUCCUUUAGCCUGUGACUUGGGUUCUCAGUGGCCCCUGAGGGAUUUUUAGGAGCCUGGAUGCGUAAAUACAAGUUACAGGACACAAAGUGGCACGUUUCCAUCCUCCCUGGGAACUUGCCCUGCCAGCAGCGGCUGAUGCCUCGAGCUGAUGCACCGUGCACAGCAGUAAGGCAAUGGCAGCUUGUGGAGAUGUGGCUUCAGCCAGAUUUUGGGCUGGCACGUGUCACUGGAGGGGUCCUGUCAGCCAGGUGCCCUGUAUGGGAUGACACUAAGCAGAGCUAAUCCUUUUGCUCCGUUAUUUGGAGAAGGUAAAUCAAAGAGCACCUCUGGGUGGUGUUGCAUGUGCCUUGUGUAAAUUAACCUUGUACCACUGGUAAUGGUGAAAUGGAGCUUCUUGAUGCCUUUUUGUCACUUAAACUGAAUGAAUCACUGUGUCAAAUGCACCCUGUGUCUUAAAAGUGUGGAAAUUGGAAGCUUGGGGCUGCUGGUCUCAGUGGUGCAGCUGGAGAAAGUCCCCGGGGCUGGAGGUCUCGGAGCCAUCUGUUAGCCUUGGAUACCUUUUUUUUUUUUUCUAUUGACUUGAGCAACUGGAGAAGUCACUAACAGGUACCAGAACUGCACAUAAUAUUUCCAUCAGAGAUGGGCAUAAAAACUCUUAGAGGAAAAUUUUGGGUCACUUUUAAUAUUCAAAGAGGCAAACUGUAGCAUAACGUGGAAGGCGACGGCUUUCGGUGUGACUUCAGUAGUUAGGAGUCAUAGCGAGACGUCCCCAGGGCAUCAUCCUCUUCCUCUGGCUGCUUAGCUUUAAUGUUUCUGACUUCACCCUGGCUAUUCUGGGAGAGCUUCAUCUCCCAUCUGGAGUAACCUGUGAGUAGCUGGGAGAUGAAGGCUGGACUUGCCCAGGGACGGAGCCUGUGGAGUGACUGGGAGGGCGGUCGCGGCUUUGGCCGGCUGAGCAUCCUCCUUGGAGGGGGGAGCUGGCACCCAUCCCGUUCGGGCUGCUAGCCAGAGCGUGCCCCGGAGCCUCCUGAGUGCUGAGCACAAAUAUCAGCCAGGUUUUCUCGGGAGCUUGCUCUGCCCCGAGCGGGUGAGGAGCACUUGCAGGUUUAUAGAGCUCUUGACAGAUCGCCCCGGCUAUCGGACAAAACCAGACUUCCCAUUCUGCAGCUGGGAGUGUGCCUGGCCGCUCUCAUAAUUGCAGAGGUCUCUGGGAUGUUUAAUUAAAAUGUUUCCUGCUGUACGUAACGCUGGAUCCCCAGGUGAAAGCCCCUUCACCAAAGCCCUCCUCAUCUCUGCUAGGUUUGCAUUGGGAAGUUUUGCUGCGAGUGUGAUGUUUUAUUUUAACCUGGGAUGUGAAACAUGUACUGCUGCUUUGUCUGCAACGAACGCACAUAUUAUUUAAAGGGGGAGGAUGAAUAACUUUGUCCGCAGUUCUUAAUUUUUAUUUUAUUUUGCCUGCCUUGGAGUUUAAUGUGUUUCCUUAAAUGUAUAUUUAACAAUGCAGGAGUUCGUUUGUGAAAUGCUGCUACAGUUGUAUCACUGGAGCUCAAGGAAAUAAAAUAUUCUGAUUUUUGUCCUUUUA